AUGUCCUGCUACAUGGGCCAGGAGCCAGACCCCUUCAGCGGUAGAUACCGCUGGGUGAUCCCCGUAAAGAACCCCUGUCAGUGCAAGGAGGUACACGUGGGUUCACUCAACACCCGAGCACCCAGCAGACCCUUCAAUGUGACCUACUAUGACACCUUCUUGCGAAGCAGCGAUCCAAUGGAGAUCGGAACAUUUCUGAACUGCUCAGCUGAAUUGCCAGCGUCUUGCAAAGCCUACAUGGAGUCUGGACGAUCUCAUGGCAGCGGGCACUACAAGAUCCAACCUCGAUGCGCCGGGAACAAACAGCUGACUGUCUAUUGUGAUCAACAUUCAAAUGGCGGAGGAUGGAUGAGGGUGUAUCAGAAGACUGGACCGAGACAAUGUUCUGGCUACAACUUCGCUUGGACCGGAGAGCUGAUCACAUGUAUGGGGCUGGACACCGAGAUCACUGGGUUUGCAGUGAGUGAUAACGUCACCACCAUCAACACCGAAGACUCGUGGAUCCUGAGGGAUAGUUCUUGGCAAUUUAACUCCUUCGAGCAGUGCUUGAACUCUGCUUGUACGGAAACCGACAACCUGCCGCUCCCACACGCUGAUGUCAUCGCCAACCUGGCUAACUGCAGAACCCCAAGUGGAGUCGAAUGGUCCCAUGACUACCAAGGUAACGUUAGUUGAGGUAUUCAGCGUAAUAUGCAU
Patiria miniata (bat star) is the source of this 696-nucleotide messenger RNA. RefSeq lists its product as uncharacterized. The record is from RefSeq and is a predicted model, not a curated record. The transcript has 4 exons. Lineage: Eukaryota; Metazoa; Echinodermata; Asteroidea; Valvatida; Asterinidae. The coding region runs from base 1 to 675 and encodes 224 amino acids.